AUGGAGGAAGAACGUUGCAGCAUCGGGGCUAUCCGUGCAGAGAUCACGGAGGUGCCUCUGGUGCCGACAGCGCAUGCUGCUAGCCAGCAUCCAGCGGAUCAUGUAGACCCAGUUAUUGCUUCGGACUCGAAAGGAUCUCAAGAAGACCAGAAAAACUUUGAAUCUUCGCUGUCCCAAGAGAAGAAACAGCAAGACAACGGCAAGGAAGCGCAGGGAGGCGGCUCCCCCGCAACUACACUGCAAGAACAGGUACCUGCGGUACCUAUGGACUCCGAGGCCAAGCAGGACAGUGGAACCCGAACGGCCAGCCAAGUGGGCUGUUUUGGAUCAGGGACUGAGGCGAUUGCAGCCACAUCGGGGGACACGGCAAUGGAUGUUGAAGGGGAUGCGGGGGACGGCGCCACUCCACCUGAGUCAUCGGAUAUGGGGUCUCUGCCUAACGGAACGGCAGAGGCAGCAACGGAUAUUGCUACUGUAGAAGCAGACGCCGUGGCAACCGAAACGGGCGAUAUGGGCGCUGUUGCGAUGGACGAGGUAGGAGACACGGUGGAGGCGGAGAGCGACGGCAAAGAGAGCAAUGACAGCGUUUGUAAUGAAUGCGGUGGUGGUGGCGAAGUUGUGUGUUGUGAUGGAUGUGUUAAGUCGUACCAUACAGACUGUCUGCCUGUGGUCGCAAGGCCGCGACUUCGAGCAAGUGCAGAUGAUUGGUUUUGCCCAGAGUGCACUGCAGCCAACGCAGCGCCCCCUCCAACGGCCGCUGUUUCGUCAACUGCUUCCGCCAAGCUACCUCAAGCGCCGUCAGACCACCGUAGUUCGAGGCAGAGCACUGCUGUAGCCCCUCCUCCGGUGUGUCCUCCUUCCGCCCCAACCGCUCACUGGUCCUCUGUGCCAUCUUGCGUCCCUUCAAGGCGUAGAAAGGCGAAAGUGACGGAAGACUAUGAGACCAGAAUAAACGUGGGGCCAAACCACCAGGUGCCGCAUCUGCCGGAUUUUUUUUUGGCUCGGGGAGAUAGUGACUGUUUGUCCACGCUUGCUGAACACUCGCUUAACGAUGGCGCACAAAGUCAGGCACUGGGGCCGCUGCUUGUCUAUUCGCCCUACCUAAUGGAGCGUUCAAAACAGCAAUGCCUGGCAGAAAGAGCGACGAAGUCAUGCAUCACGUCACAGAAGGAUCUGGCGGAGUUUCUAAUCAAGUGCUCAAAGAGGUGGAAGGUUCGCCCUGGAUGGCAGCCAUUCUCCCCAGAAUUUGCUUACAAGCUACUACAUCGUGCAAACUACGACCCCGAGAGAGCUUUGAGAAUGAUGGACGACUCCGCAUUUUGCUUCCAAAGCGUCUGCGAUCCUCCACUACGAAAGUACGAAAACAAAUGGAAGCGAAGGGACAAGCGGGGGACGUUCCCGAGCUCGCCAUAUCCUCCCCCAGUGGUGGUGCGUGGCUAUUUGAAUGAGAAGCAGAAGCAGUUGCGUAUGGGCCGAUGA
This is a messenger RNA of Eimeria necatrix, 1479 nucleotides long. Its product is annotated as PHD-finger domain-containing protein, putative. Bases 1 to 1479 code for a protein of 492 amino acids. The transcript is spliced from 4 exons. Lineage: Eukaryota; Apicomplexa; Conoidasida; Eucoccidiorida; Eimeriidae. The record is from RefSeq and is a predicted model, not a curated record. Gene Ontology annotation, molecular function: transcription corepressor activity. Gene Ontology annotation, biological process: negative regulation of DNA-templated transcription.